Molecule: messenger RNA, 10928 nt
Organism: Sapajus apella (tufted capuchin)
Lineage: Eukaryota; Metazoa; Chordata; Mammalia; Primates; Cebidae
Gene: POU5F2
Product: POU domain class 5, transcription factor 2
Exons: 1
Coding region: 8184-9407 (407 amino acids)
Biological process (GO): regulation of transcription by RNA polymerase II
Molecular function (GO): RNA polymerase II cis-regulatory region sequence-specific DNA binding; DNA-binding transcription factor activity, RNA polymerase II-specific
Source: RefSeq, a predicted model, not a curated record
GCAUGCUUGUGGUCCCAGCUACCUGGGAGGCUCAAAUGGACAGAUCGCUUGAGGCUGGGAGGUUGAGGCUGCAGUGGACCAUGAGUGUGCCACUGUAAUCCAAUCUGGGCAACAGAAUGAGACCCAUCUCAAAAAUGAAAUAAGACAUUGUUCAUUUAAGGCCACAAAUAUAACCAAUAUGUAGGAAAGCUAUUGUAUGUGAAAUUAGAGGUACUCAGUUUGAAUAUUACAAUAGUUUAGAUUUUUGCCAUAUUUUUCUUAUGAAGGAGUAAUCACUCAGAGUUAUUUGUUUUUGCUUUUCUUUAAAAACAAUAUCAAGCAUGUAAAAAUCAGCAUAAGUAGCAAAGCUUAAAUUUUUAGAUAAUCCAAAUUUAAUUAUUCUACCAAUUAGUUAAUUGUCUUCAUUCAUCCCCCCAAAAUUAGAGCCUAAUUCCAUGUCUUACCCCUAAUUUGAGUUAUUCUUGAUUCUCUUGAGGCAAGAAACUAACUGUAAAUAUUUAUUCUUGAAUUCCACAGAGUUGUAUUGAACACCUAAUCUGUAUUAGGCACCAAUCUAGGCUUCAAGGGUAUAAAGAGUAUUAGACAUGACUUCUGCUCUUAAGGAGCUCACAGUCUCCUAGAAAGAAGUCUUGUGUUUAUUGCAAAGAGUCUCUUUGCUCCUAGUCAGAGAAUUAUCAUUGUAAUGGGUGGUGUGGUUGGGAGUGAGGAAGUAAAGGGCUAAUGAGCUCUUUUAGAAUCCACAAGUACCUCCUAGUUCACCAACAUCCUUUUUUAUUAGAUGACACUCUAAUGUCCUUGAAGAGUUAGUGCAUCUUCUGAAAGUAUCCACUUUUCUUCCAUACUGUCAUGAAAACCUGGCUUUUUACUCUAGAUAUUCUAAACAAGCAUAUGUUACUUGUCAUUUCAACCUCUUUAAUAGUAGUAUGUGAGCAUUUAUCAGGAGGAUCUUUGGAUUUAUCAUGACCAUGGGAAAUUUGUAUUUUCCCAAAUAUGUGGAGAAUAAUGGCCAGAUAAAUAUCCACAAUCACAUUGUCUGUAAAAUAGGUAAGACUAGUAUCAUCUCAUUGGGUUCUAUUAAGUGAAAUAAUUUAUAUAGAGUUCUUAAAACAGUACCUAGCAUAUGGUAAGAACUUCAUAAUUCCUCACUUUGCAUAAUUUUGAUAUACACGAAUUUUUGUUACCAUGGUUUAGUUAAAUAACACCAAUUCCCCAGAAAACAAGGUUCAAAGUUCAGCUUCCACAAUAUAUUACGUGUAAUUGCAUUAAGCACACUUUGCCACUAGCCCUUCAGUCCACAGAUCUGUAUGUGAAUAACAGAUGCACAUCAUGAUCAAUGGCCAAUCACAUUACUUUUUUCAGACUCUUGUCACUGAUUGGUCAUAUCAUAUCUGCUUUCAGUUCAUGUACAGAUGGCAUUGUCUCCCAUUUUACAAGAGUACAUGAUCAAAAGAGAGACUUGACCAACACAGAUGACAGUGCAGUAAAGAAAUGAAACACUGGAAAUGAAAUAGAAAGUGUUUAUAACAAAAAAGAUGAAGAUGUCUCAGAGAAAGUGACACUGGCAAACCAAAAAGCAAGACAAAAAACUCUCAUAUUAAAUGAACUCUCAGAGCUAUUUCACAACAUUGAAAGUGCAAAGGAUAAAAUGUCGAAAGCUGAUUCAAACUUAAGAUUGUGACAUUUUUGCCCACGCAUAGAAAAGAUAUGAUUGACCAUACUAUAAGUGAUAUGAUUAAAAGAAGGCAAGCACUGAUCAAUUGACUUUAAAUAAAUUUUUUUACAUAGAAAUAAAGCACUUUAAUUCUCAAUGUUUCUAAUGUUUAAAUUAUAGCAUACUAAAUGAAAUUAGUUGUGUUAUUUUUUCUUUAUUUUUCCCUGACUAUAAGGAUUUUUAACAUUUUGACAAAAAGAAAUGUAGAGGUCAUAGAAAACGCAUAAUUUAUCCUAUUGAUUAUUAUGAUCCCUUUGCAUGGUUUCAGCUUGUGUGGUCAUUUUUAUAGUUCCUCAUUCUCAUGCAAAGCAAGGACAUCCUGUAGUUGUUAUUAACAAUUAUUUUGUCCACCAAAUCAAGUAUUAACAAUGUUAGGAAAACUGUUCAUUGCUUUUCAGUAUUUCAGAAUUUAAAAACUUUGUCAUUUCUUUCCUGCUUCUUGUCUUUGUGUUUUCAAAGUAUCUGGGUUCUAAUUCUAGUCCUGUCUUACCAUAGGGUUACCCUCAGAGCCUCCUGAUAUAUCUUACACAGAAGUACGGUAUUUAAACUCCUUAUUUUACUGUUCUUCAAUAUUCUACCCUAUUCCUUCCUUCUCCUAAAUCUUCUACCUUAAUUCCAUGCUAACCUUUUCCUUUUAUUCUUUUCCCUGCUAAUAUCCUAUUCUUCCAUACUCUCCUUCAACCCCUGAAAGCCUAUCAGUUCUUUAAUACAUUGUCUUCCUUUCAAAAUGACACCUGCCCUAGAACAUAUCCUUAAGAGAAACUUCUUUAAAUUACUGGCUUCUUCCUUAUGUUUCAUCUACAUUUCUGUCAAUCAGAAAAGACCAAUGUCUUGUUUGAAUUUAAAUUAUUACAGAAAAUUCUGUGUAAGAAAAAUGUAAAAUUGUAGCUGGACAUUGACUAGAUUAGCACUUGCCAACAAUGACAUGAUUGGCAACAAAAUAAGAAUUGAAAAUAAAUACUGUGCAUUUUUUUUCACUGUAUACACUUUUGUGCCUCUUAAGCCAUGUGAUUGUGUAGGUAAAUAUUUUUUUAAAAAAUGAAAUUUACAUUAAGUAAAUCAUCAAAAUAGAAGUCUUGCUUUCAGUUUUCCACUCACAGUUGGUUUGAUGUAAUUACCUCCAAGAGUUCUGAGGCUUUCAGAAGAUGAAACCUUCAUCUGCCUAAUGUUUUCUGCACACACAUAGAAUGAAGAGCAGGCUGCAGGGAGCUUGAGGAAUGGACUAGAGGCAGACAGAUUUUGAUUUGGGCAUGAGUAUUUUGCUCAAAGAGAGGCUGACAACCUGAUUUGUUCUCUUUAAGACCUUUGAGAUUAUAGUAAGGUGACUGGAAGAGGAUUCAGUUUAAUAGGCUGACUGAAUGCUGUCUGAAUAUUUUUCAGGUUUAAAAUGCUGAAAGAAGUGUUUCAUCUAUAUAUUUAGGUAAACUUUGCUUAGAAUUUUUAGUCUGUUACUACCUCUUGAAUUUUCCAUGGUCAUUGCUGCAUUUAAUGUUAGUUAAAGAGUGCAUUUAUCAGACAAAAAAAACAUCAGUGACUCUGUUUGGCUUAUUUCAGUUCAUAGUUUCCUAAAGAGAUUCCAGGGAAAUUCUCAGAAGCCUCAAACUUGUGAUGGUAAUAGCACCAACAUCAAUUAAUCUGGAAUCUCUUUUUAAAAAAAAAAAACAAAAAACAAACAAAAAAAAAACCAAAAAAACAAACAUAAUUCUCACAACACUUAAAAGAGUUAUCUGCCAUAAACAGAAAUUCUUUUCUACUUCUCAAUUUACUUCUCUAAGCCCAUUUCACAUCAUGAUUACUAGUUUCAUUGGGCAUAAGCUGUCAUUUUUGUUAGUAUAUUUUACUGUGCCGUGUAAUGAAAAAUUUUUCGUUAAACCAGUUGUGCAUCUCCUACUCUAAAAUGGAAGCAGAGUGAUAAUUUGAAUGUAGAACAUAGUCACUGCACCCUGACUAGAGUAAUCAAUGCAAGAACAUCCUUAAAUCUUUUCUUCUGUAACAAGGGCAAACUCAGCUAAAAAGUUUGCUUAAAUCAUGCUUGGCAUAACAAGAGCCUUUAAACUUUAUCUAUCUCUAUCUGUGAAUAUACCUGACUCAUCAUCAUAGUGCCUUUCAACUCAGCCCCACUCAGCUCAACUGCUCUUCCUGCCUUAUACAGAUAUUUAAAAUUCCUUAAGGCUUCUGGUGAAGGUUGCAGGGUUUUUAUACUUAAUAUUAUUUUAUAGCACAGGAAGUUCAUAACUCAUGAAUAUCUCACAUUUGCAAAAUAAAAUGGAGGGCCUUUUCUCUGUAUACUCUAAGUCUGUUUUUGGUCUCUGACUGUGGUGUUUGUGUCACAUUUGUGUCAUAAGCAUUUGUUUCUAAGCAGCAAUUACAUCAGAGUAAAGCCGUUUUUAAAAUACUAAAAGGAAAAGCAGCAAGAAGUAAUGAUUUUAAAAAGUCCUUCAUAAUCUUAAUCUGAAAUUAAAGAAAUCAAAGAAAUCUGCUAGCAAGACUACUACAUUAUAGCUUUUCUCCACAUAUAAAAGCAUCUUGUAUUACUGUUAUUUACAAGUGGCUGUUCUUUCACCCAUGUUCUUGUCCUCUGUUAUCUCCUGUACAGAAUAGUGCCAUUAUCUAUUAUGAAAAUUAUCUUGAAAAGCAAUAAAUUAUCCUGUUUAGUACCUACAUUGAUUUGAUUAGCUCUGUUUCUAUGUUAUUACAACAUAAAUGUUCUUAUUGUACAUACUUUAUUAGCUUUUCUUAAUUGCAUAACUUAUCUUUGAUGGCUCACUUUGCUUUAUAUAGUUUAGUAAAGAUCCACACAAAGGAUUGACACUUAAUCAUUUCAGUGUAUUUCCAGGUGGUUCCCAGUGAACUAAAUUGUUUUAAUGUGUGAUGUUAAUUCUUUCACUGUGAGGAGGGAGGCAUUGUUCCUUAAAGUAAUCAGCUGCAAGAGUUUUCCUGGAUUACUGACUUUACUCCCUGGAUCCAGAGAGGGUCUUCCCAGUAUCUAGUCUCUGCAUCUUGUCUUCUGCUUCAGCCUUUUGUCCUGCUUAUUGACUAAUAUGAUUCUUGAGGUCCUACACCUGCUCAUCCUAGUGGCAAUGCCUUUACACCACAAUGCCUGGUCAGUGCUAACUUUACUAGGAAAUCUGCAGAGUAGGGAAGACAGUAAAGAUCAGCAGCAUGUAGUCUACCCUGCCCUCUCUGUCCGACUUGGAUAUCAUUCUUAGAUAUUCUGGUCUGCUUUGUUGCUUUAUCGCCGUCAAAAAGUUUUUUUUUUUUUUUUUUUUUUUUGAGACUCUAUUAUAGAAAACUAAAAGUUCUUACAGACUCGAGAAAAGCAAUGUCCUCCUUUAUCUCGAGUAGGAGAAGCUUUUGGGAGAGAGCAUUUGGAGGAAUGAUGAAGCAAGGAUCACCUUCCCAGCCAGUGAAAUAACUGACCAACAGAAUGACAUAAAAGGCAGAUUACUCACAUCCGGAUGUUUUCAUGGACUUAAUAUACUCAGAGCACUGUGGCUAGUUCAUGAAUUAGCAUGUUGCUUGGCACAUAGGUACAAACUGAAUGGUAUAUCUAUAAUAUGUAUGUUAGAGGUUUUAUAUCUCCUAGCUGGAGAACUAAGACAUAAAACUCCAGCUGUUUAAGGCAGCAAAUGUAUGUGAGUUUAAAUGGCAGUAAGUUCAGAGAGGUCACUGUGGUCCAGAGUAUAGGGCAAGACUUCUCAAAACUAUGAAACUUGAACCAAACCCCACAAGGAUGUUGAUUCUUAACUCUGCUUCCAUAGUUUCCUGCUUCUUAGCAUUUGUAGAUCAUGACCAUUGGUUUUGUCUCCUUAGAACAGAGAAUUCUUAAGGGAAGCCUAAUAAUAAAAAUCCUGAUACUGUCCAUUUUUAAGUAUUUCUGCUUAAAACAACUCUUUCAGAAAACCACCCUUGAUUCCAAAGAUCCUAAUAAUAGAAAACUUCUUAACUUCUCUUUGGGUAAGUAUAGUUGUCCUGCUCUACUGUCAGUUUCUCUUCUCCCUCAUUUAGAUUGUAAAUAUAUAGGGGACUGGAACCAUAUGUUUCUUAUCCUUACUCUGUAAUUCCCUAUGGAUAAGACUGGCCUGAUUCUUACAUUGUAAUCUAAUCACUUACUAAGAGUGAAUUUUUUUCCACGUAUUUGUUGAAGGUGAUGGAUUAGCCUUUCAAACGCCCCAGCACAAAUAGCACUGGUUGUCUUGAGCAUUCCCAUCAACUGCCUUCCCCUGAUCGCUAUUCCUGUACCAACUAAAUGUGCUUCUACUUCCUUUCUCUGCUAGCCCCAUUUCCGUAGGACGCUGAAUAUACUUUUAAAGAGAUGGCAAGACAUCCCUUCAGAAUAUGGGCUUUUCUUUUUGGCAGCAGAUACGCACAUUGGUAGAUGAGAUCUGACCAAGUACAAAGAAAGCCUUAAGUGAGAUCAUCCAAGUAAAUCUUAAAACCCAUCAAGUGAAUAUAUUGCAUUACUUUUUAGUUUAGUAAAUGUUUUCAGCCACUGUGUUUUAACUCAGCUUAACUAUAAUAAGGCUUUGCUCCCAUCUGUUUGAACUCACUUUUUCUAAUUCAUUAAAAAUAAUUUCAUUCAACUUUUGUUUUCAACAACUAAUGAACCUUUUUCGUGUUCUUCUCUUGUGAAAAUGGGCUGUUUUCAAAAUAUAGGCCUUAGCAUACAUAUUGCUUUCUCUUCUUUAUCCUGCUUUGUGAUCCAGCUUUCAUUUUGUUUGGCAGAUACUGAUAGCUUUGUGAUUUUGAAAAAAUAGCAUGUAAGUGUACCUUGAGGAUACCAGCAAAGUUAUUCUUAAAUGAACGUCUGUAUAUUUCAAGCUGUUUUUUAUAGACCUUCGUCUUAAAAUCUAAUUAAAGGCAAAUAUGGAAGUCUUUUUACCAUUAAUGCUACAGAGAUUCAUUUAUUUAACAUUAAAUAAAUAUUUCUUGACUUCCUGCUAUGUUCCAGGCGCUGAAGAUCUAGCAGUGAAUAAGACAAGCAGUGACCCUGCUCAUAGCCAGAACACAUUCUAGCUGGGGUUGCAGUAGAGAUACAGAUGACAGAUAACUAAGUGCACAGCCUGUAGCGAUGGCAGCUAAUUUUCUGAUUAUUCUUUUCCCUUUACCAUUGCUUCAAGGCCAUAUUUGCAAACUCAACACAACACAACCUGUAGUGUUGAGUUGAAUUUAGUCUCAAGCUGUUACCUUCAUCUAGGAAGAGGUAUUUAAGGGUCGAGGAAGAUGAGGUUAGGAAGGAGAUGGUAGACUUCAGAUGUUUUAGGAGACCAAGGAUAUAAGAUUUGAUGCCCUAUGGAGAACAGAAAAAGUCAAGAACAGCUUCUAGGUUUAAGCUUGGGUGACUGAGUUGGUGAUAAUGCAAUUAACUAGCUCAAGAGUCUCAGAAUGAGAGGCAGGUUUAGAAGUGGGGAUAAUGAAUUUGACUUGGGGCAGUGAAAAGUACAAAACUGGAAAUCUGAAGAGAAGUCAGAACUGAAAUAGAUUUGGCUGUUACCAGCAUUUCAUGUAAACUUUAAAAGAAGCAAGAAGUGUAGUCAGUAUUGUCAGAUAUGGCAGGAUGAGAAUCUUUUAAAAGGCCAUUGGAUUUGACCUUUGGAAAAUCACUGAUGACUUCAAGAAGACCGAUUUCAGUAGAAGUGGAUGGGGACAGAGCCAUGUGAUGAUUGGUUUACACAAUGAAGGGCUAUGAUUGUCUAGCCAAGGUCAUUGUGCUCUUCCUCCUUGGAAACUUUGAAACUGAGGUCAGGGCUUUUCUCCCUCCCUCAGCUUUCUCCACUCAGGGCCCACAACUGGACGCCUGAGCUAGGGGCAUGAUGGAGGAACAAAUUAAGAUCUUUGGGUCUCUGGUGGGACAAGGGCCCAAGGAUAAAGGAGCCUGAUGUUGGUGAGUCAGAUAUUGCAGGGAGCAUCCUCAGUGGGGGACAGUAGGUCAGGCCAGUUCAGAGACCUGUCUCUAGAGGGGGAAAGAGAAAACACACAUGUAGAUCUCUGCUGUUUGAGGAAACUCCGGACCAAGAAGCUGGGUUAGAAUGGGAAACAAAAGGACCUUUAAGGCUGGGGGAAGAAACAUGGAAUUAGUUAAGAAGUUCUGCCCAGUGAGGGAGUGGAAUCUGGCAGAGUUUGGCAGGGGUAGAAUCUGAGGUAGCAAACUGAUGUUAACUAGAAACUCAAGCAGGAAUACCUAGGUUUCUUAGGGCACAGGGACUGGGGAUAUGCAAAGAGGAACUGUUGGCAGUACUGGUGACCAUAAAGAUAGUAGUGAGGAGGCAGUUUAUGAAUUGAGGGGUCAUUGCAGCAGUAUCUGACAUAGAUAUUUAAUAAAUAUUUGUGAAGCCAAGAGGGUCAGUGGUUCCUGGGAAUAGUGGGUCCUGAGUUUCUGAAGAGGCAUAAGAAAAUACCUAGGUUCCAUUCAAGGAGAGGAUGGAGGCAGUGACUAAGGGGCUUAAGACAGCUUGGAGGUGCAAAUCCCCAAAUGGAACUUUGUUCCUCGAUGGAAGUUAGAAGUAAAGGUCAGGGUUGGGGGCUCAGUCCCUUAACCCUAGGACCUAGGAGUUCCUGCAUCUACCAGAUUUCCCCACCUACACACAGGCACCCUUGGCCUGUAACGCCUUCUCUGCCCACUAGGGGGCAGGGCUCGAGGGGGCUGGUGGCUGUUCUGAAGCCUCGAGGGCCUUCAGUUUCUACCAGAGCCGCUGCGGGAGCUGUCCUACCCAUGGCCCGACACAGGACCUCAAACCUCUGCCCCCUUCCAGGCAGUGGUGGGGGCGGCCCCAGAGGGCCAGUGCCCCUGCGGGUUGACACUCUGACGUGGUUGAACACCCAGGCGGCCCCUGGCAGGGUGAUCAUCUGGCCGGCGGUCCGGCUGGGGGUCUGCCCAGGCCCUGAGGCGUGGGGGAUUCCCCCGGGUCCCCUGCCACACGAAUUCCGCGGCUGGAUAGCACCUUGCAGAGCCUGUCUUGGAGCUGGCGAGGCAGGGACCUGGUUGCGAAACCCGUCCGAAGGCGCCCUCCUCGGGCCCUACAUUGCCCUGCGGAGCAUCCCGAAGUUGCCGCUGCCAGAGGACGUCUCAUGCAUACAGAAAGAGUUGCAGCAGCUGGCCAAGGAGCUGAGAGAGAAGAGGCUGAACCUAGGGUACUCGCAGGCCGAUGUAGGGAUCGCUGUGGGAGCUCUAUUUGGGAAGGUGCUUAGCCAAACGACCGUCUGCCGCUUCGAGGCUCAGCAGCUAAGCCUCGCCAACAUGUGGAAGCUGCGACCACUGCUGAGAAAGUGGCUGGAGGAAGUGGACGCAGAGAACCUUCUAGGCUUAUGCAAAAUGGAGAUGAUCCUGCAGCAGUCUCGCAAGUGGAGACGGGCAAGCAGGGAGCGACGAAUCGGAAACAGCCUGGAGAAGUUCUUCCGGCGGUGCCCGAAGCCCACACCACAGCAAAUCAGCCACAUUGCUGGGUGCCUCCAGCUGCAGAAGGAUGUGGUUCGAGUUUGGUUCUAUAACCGCAGCAAGAUGGGCAGCCGGCCAACCAAUGAUGCUUCCCCACGGGAGGUUGCGGGGGCUGCCGCUCUUCCAUGCCCAGGGGCACCAGUGUGCUUUCCCCUGGGACUGGGGAUCCCGGUGGGUGUCCCCCACUAUACACCUCUCUACUCUGCAGGGGUAGCCCACCCCUCUGCCCCAGGCACCACUCUGGGCCUCCCCAGACUUUAGGGCUGAGGGACAUGCCCUUCGCGGCAAGUUUGGAGAGAAAAGAAAAAGGGAAAACCCAGGAAACGUCCCUGGGGUUCAUUUAAGGAUUUUUAGCAUUAAGAUCUCAUUCACUGUCUAAAGAAGUUAAGAAUACAUAGCAGGGAAUGGGGUGUGGGAAUUAUUCAAGAAAAACUUGGGAGAGAAGUAACUUAUUGCAGUUUUUGUGUUUUCCCUUUGUUUCUCCCUAGCAUUGGUUUCAAGGUACAUUACAGUAUAUAGAUGGUUUUGAUAUUGUGUUUCUUUUUUUUUAUUAAAUAUUAUAUCUGUUAUUCCUUGUGGUUAUGAGUAAACAUAGGGUUUAAAUUUUUUUUAUAGACACAAUACUAAGUGAAAAAUUCGAGUCACAGAAGACUACCUUAGUAUACAAUUUUUAAUUAAAAUCAAGCAGAACUCUUUGUAAACACAAACACAAAAUCCAGGAUAAUAGUUAUCUCAAGGGGAUGGCUUCAGAAUGUGAUAAGGAAGAAACACACAGAGCCCACCUAGAGCGCUUGCUGAAACACCUGAGCUUUCUUGGAAAAUUCUUUUUUUUUCUAAUUUAACUUUUCCUUUCUAGUGCCCCAGCUUCAUGUCAGGAUCUCAGUUCAUCUCCCCACUUUAUGCAGUCCCAUGGGCUUAUGUCCUGUCCUGCCACAGUCACUAUAUUCUAAACUCCUUUGUUAUUGAGGUUGGCAAGCUGGACAGCCAGAGCUUUAGUGCCCGCAGUAGCUUAUUCCUCCAGUUUUCAGCUCGAUUUGGUUCCCUGGGAAUUUCCUUUACUUUCUCUUGAUAUCUGGUACAGUUUUGAGAGAUAUUUGUAAUUGUUUAUCCAAACUUCCCUGGUGGCUUUUGCCAUUAUACAUCAAAUCACUCUUCUAAUUUUGUCUCUGAAAUUGGUCUUUUCAGUUUUCCACUUCUACUUUGGUCAGUUUUGGUCACCAUAUACUAAAUAGAAAUCAUUCAUCCCUUUUUGUCUUCAAAUCUCCUGUCACACCCCUGCCUGUACUAUUUAUUGUCCUGGAAUUCUAUCAGUAUAGAUUAUAACAGAGUUUAUGUCUUAUUUCUGGAUACUAAUAUUGUCAAUUUUUGCUUUUUUUGUAAUCAGUCUGCAAAGAUUUUAUCUAUAGAUAUUUUCAAAGUAUAAGCUUUUUGACUCUUACUCUACUUACUACUAUUUUUAUUCCCUAAUUAAUUUUCACUUUACACUUCUAAAUUUUUUCCUGAUUUCUUCUGGUUUUUAUCAUUGCUCUUUUUAAUAGUUUUUACAUGAGUACUUAGUUUCUUUUUUUUUUUUUCUAGUGGGUAUAUAGAAAAUAACUCUUGUGGGCCUGAGAGUGUAAACCAGGGGCCCAAUAAGAGACUUAACUCUGAUCUUCUGACCACAAGGCCAGGGCUAAUUUUACUAUCACACAAGUCAGGCAUGACUAAGCUUUCUAUUUAAUCUUUUCUUCCUGAGGCUGUAGAAAAUUUACCUUUACGUGUGUGUGUGUGUGUGUGUGUGUG